Poecilia reticulata (guppy) is the source of this 3834-nucleotide messenger RNA. NCBI's taxonomy places the organism in Eukaryota, Metazoa, Chordata, Actinopteri, Cyprinodontiformes, Poeciliidae. The record is from RefSeq and is a predicted model, not a curated record.
ACAAGGAAAGGAGCCACAGCCAAAUACGAGGGGGUACCCAAAAGUUUCCAGAAUGACGCUGCUGCACGCRCAGUUUUCGUAGUACACGAUUCUGCCKCUAGGUAUUUGUUCAACCACGCCUUCUCAAUCAGUGUGCCAAGCGGCAUUGAUGUGGAAGGUUUCAUCUACCCGCAGUGAAUUUUCUUGUAAGAGCCGUUUUUUCCAGCCGUCGUUUUUCUUCAUGAAGAAAUUCUAUAAUCAGCGCGUGGCUGAAGCUUUGCUUCCUGCUCGGGAAAAAAGCAUCGGAAACCGUUCAAAUGUUAAAGACCGCAAGGAUGACGCUAUGUGUCAAGCUCAAGUUUACUCGUGGUUCACCUGCUUUAAAAAUGGUGAAAUGUCAAUUGAUGAUCAACCGCUUUUUUCCGGAGCAGGAAGCAAAACUUCACAGCCGCGCUGUGAAGCCGGAAAAAAGCGGUUGUCUUUUAAAAACAUUUAGGAUCUUAGUGAUUAUUUUGAUUUGUGUGGAAGAAGAGAUCGUCUCAGCCUCCUGGCGGAGUUCAGUUUUUUGUCACCAGAAGACGCUACUGCCGAGAUCAACUCAUAACCUCCCUCAGAUCGACUAGUGAAUCGUGACCACUGUAUUGGGCACCUGUAACAGCAGCAAUCUAAUUUUGCAUACAGUCACAAAUGUCCAUUUAAAAUUUCAGAUAAAGAGACUGGGUGAAAAUGAACUCUUUGGUGCAAUAAAAUUGAUUGAAAAUCAAUUUAUUCACUGCAUGUUUAAGUCUGUUUGUGUAAGGCUGAGAUGGAACUGUACAUGAAAACGGCCCUUUAAACCAAUCAGACUAUCAACUCAAGAGAUACAAUCAAAACAGUCAGUUAUUACCUUGUAAUAAUAACUCAGAAAUAGUCCAAAUAGUUUGGAUGUAUUCUUUUUUAUUUCUUUUCUUUUUACGGAAAGUUUCUGUUUAUAUCAUAGGAAUAUAUAAAACGUCUGAUAUUUCACAACAAGAUAUUAACGUACAUGGAAAAACCUCACGAAAGCCUUAGAAAGUAUGGUGACCACGAAAAAAAGGCUUACAGUAUUCGAUUGUGCCACACAAACUGAUUCGUGCAUUAUUGUGAGAGAACGCAAAACCUAUGAGGUAAGGCAAAGAAAAAGAAAAUCCCAAUGUUCCUCAGAUCUGCAGAAAGGUAAUGAGACAGACAAUUAUGUUGCUGUCAGAAAUCCCAGUCCAGCUUGAUUACCUGCAAUUGCUGCUGAACAAUCAUGAGAAAACACAAUGAGCAGCAGAGGACUCAACACUCUAUUUUGCAAUGAUCCUUUACUUAAAGUGGAGUGGACAUCUUUGCAGUUGUGUGCUUAGAAAUGGUAAAUGGCCUGUAGUCCAGAUGGUCCAAAAGUGUUCCACACACACUUCACUCACUCAUCCAUUCAUAAAUACAUUGUAGCCACAGCUUCCCGGGGGCAGUCUGACAAAAGUGAAGCUGAUCUUCAUGUGGCCCAAUGGGUAAAUCACAUUAUGUUGAUUUUGUGUUCCCAGGCCCAAUUAUUCUAUAUAGGCUGUAUAUUUGCAAUAACAAUGUUUUUCUUUUCUUCAAAGGAACACAAGAAAAAAAAAUGCAAAGUCCACUGAGAACGAUCAAACUUGCAUGAUUCCUCAAAUAUUCAUUUAUAGAUUUCUACCUCAAAUAAGAAGCUAAAUGCAAAUGUUAGACCACUAAGUUCAAUAAUGUCUGUGAAUUUAAACGCAUAACAACAACGUUAUAAAAUUUGCUAAGUAGCCUUAGCCACAGAAAAAGUGCAAAGCAACAACAUACUUACAAACCAACUUCCCCAUUCUUAAUGGUGCAGAAACAGGAAGAAAUAUAGGAAGAAGACAAGAGAGCAGCUGAAUCUCUUCGUUGAAGAGAUUCACUGAAGACGAAACAAAGGUAAAUAAAACUUUGACUAAUGCAAUGCUUUACCCCACAUUAGAUUGAUAAACAGUACUUUCUUGCUGAAUGAAAUGAAAUGAACAAUAUAAUGAUUACACUUAUAAAUAUUAUAUGCAUUUGUAUUUACUGAAAAGUCACAAUUGACUAACAACAAGACUUAUCUUAAACAUUUUGCAAAGUAGUUAUGCUGUCAGAAAAUAAAAUCCAGUGUGGAAAUGCUGUACUAAACGCAACAUUAUGUCUGAACUUUUUUUUGAUUCAGUUUCAGUAUUUUUCUGAAACUCCUGCUAAAAGUUUCUUACCUGUUUGGAAUGGACUGAAUAUGUCAAGCUUCAAAUCUGGGAUGCUUGUUUUCAUCUGGUUAAUCAUGUCUUUCCCUACGUACAUUGAUGCAUUACAAAGGGAAACGUUCUGUCUGCAUGAAGGUUAUUGUGUUACUUUCAAUGAGGGCGAAAUAAGAGCAGAAGUUGGACUCUGUGCUGUGAUACCAUGUGCUUUCACAGCUCUCUUUGUACCCAAAUAUAUUAUUUGGUAUAAAUGUGAACCACUUGGGGCCAAAUGUGACAAUUCUGACCCAGUAUUUCACUCUGGCAAGAGUGAGUCCAAUGGUCGCAUGUCACUGCUGAACCUGAACAUGACUCAGAAGAACUGCAGCAUGAUGAUCAACGAUCUUAAGAAAUCUGAUUCUGGAUGGUAUCAGCUCCGAGUUGAGGGAAAAGAAACAGGAGAAGCAUACACAUAUCUUGCAAAAGCAAAUCUCUCCUUAACAGGUCUGAACCAAAAGCCCUCAGUGAUGAUUCCUCCACUGACUGAGGGACAGCAGGCCACUCUGACCUGCACUGCUCCUGGUCUCUGCUCUGGGUCUCCUCCUAACAUCACCUGGAUGUGGAGAGGAAAAGGAGGGAAAGACUCUUUCAUCAAAGGAAACAUUACUGCCUCAAAAACUGAAAAUCAGACUGCUUUCACACAGAGACACAUCUCAACUCUGACCUUUAACUCUUCAGCUGAUCACCACAACACCAAUAUGACCUGUAAGGUCAGCUUCACAUAUGGCAUAACUACAGAGGAGACUGUGACUCUGAAUGUGACAUAUGUAAGAAAACCUCAGAUUUCUGGCAGAGCAACAGUUAGAGAGGGAGAUGAUCUGAAUCUGACCUGCAGUGUGGACAGUUUCCCCCCCUCAGUUAUCGGCUGGAGUAAAUCUACAAAACAAGCUGAACACCGGAGCCACAAUCUAACCAAAGUGCAUGGCCGCCAUGAAAUCUGUAAUCAGGACACGAGUAGAAUUUUCUUGUUUUCCAUCUCUAAUGUGACAGAAGAAGACGCUGGUUUUUACAUCUGCACAGCACAACACCUGAACUACAGUCUGAGAGAAGAAAUUAAUGUAACAGUGAAAUAUGUUAGAAAACCUCAGAUCUCUGGAAGAACGACAGUCAUGGAGGGAGACGAUCUGAACCUGACCUGCAGUGUGGACAGCGUUCCUCCAUCAGUUAUUAAAUGGACUAAAUCUGGAGCAAAAGCACAUUGCCAGGACAAUAUUUUCAGCAAAGUCCAUAACAACACAGUCGUCUACCUGCAGGAAAAAAGUGGACAUGUCUUUUUUUCCGUCAUGAAUGUAACAGUAGAAGAAGCUGGACGUUACAUUUGUACAGCAACGUAUCAGAAUGACAGCAUGACAGAAGAAAUUCAUGUGAAAGUGAACUUUAAUCAUGUGAAACAAUGUGCGUGUGGCGGUGGAGCUCUUCCCUGGGUCGUUGCUGGUGUUACACUCAGUCUGCAUCUUUUCUCUAUGAUCUACUUGUACCACGUUUGGAACACAAGAAAAAAGGCUGAACCCACUGAAGAUGAUCAAACUUACAUGUGCAUGCAAAAAACCAAUGUAUCAGCAGAAUAAAAUGUUAUUGUUCAACAACCGCA